UUCUGUUCGAUCUAGAACCCGUGCAAAAAAUAGAAAUAUUAAACUGUUGUGUGUUCUCGUCUGAGCUGUAGAAUGGCGCAGAAGGGCGAGAGAGCACCCUCCGCAGACAGUGCUACAGCUGAAGGAGUUGCUCUAAAACCCAGCCUUCGAAAGACAUCAUCAUCAUCAGAUACAGUGAAAAAAACAAAAAGCAUGAAAUCCAAUGAAGAAGCCAUGAAUAAGGUGUACACAAACCUGCUUAAUAAUGUGUUUGGACAGGAAAGGGAAUUAUCCCAAACUGAAUUAGAUGAGCUGGCCGAGGCAUUUAAGGAGUUUGAUUAUGAUCAGGAUGGAUAUCUGAACUACAAAGACCUGGCAGAGUGCAUGAGGACGAUGGGCUACAUGCCCACUGAGAUGGAGCUACUGGAAAUCAUUCAGCAGAUCAAGAUGAGGUUGGGUGGACUGAUGGAUUUUGAUGACUUCUGUGAGUUGAUGGGGCCAAGGAUGAUGGUUGAGACAGCUCAUAUGUUGGGACUGAAAGAACUCAAGUGUUCCUUUAAACAGUUUGAUACAGAUGGGGAUGGAAAGAUCACUCUGGAUGAGAUGAAGGAGGCAGUAAGAACAUUACUGGGUGAGAAAUUGAAGAAAGGAGAGCUGGAGGAGAUUUUGAAGGAGCUGGACCUCAAUGGAGACGGAAUUGUGGACUUUGAUGAGUUUGUUAUGAUGCUGUCAGCCCAGUAGCUGUCACUAUGGAGUCUCACCAUCCACAGAUCUUCAGCUCAAGAUCGGCCUAUACUUGAGAUGGCUGUAGUCACAAAAAAGUGUUCAGUCAGCUGCACAAGAUUUGCGUUCUGUAUCUGUUAAGAUUAAGCUUGUGUACGACUGCACACUUAAGUUCAAGUUCAAAACAUAUUAUAUUACUGUGUGUAUCAAUUAUAUGUAUGUGUAUGUGUAUGGAAUUAAAUGAAUCCUGUUCU
Tachysurus fulvidraco (yellow catfish) is the source of this 956-nucleotide messenger RNA. Its product is annotated as calcium-binding protein 2. The transcript has 7 exons. Gene Ontology annotation, molecular function: calcium ion binding. Lineage: Eukaryota; Metazoa; Chordata; Actinopteri; Siluriformes; Bagridae. The coding region runs from base 73 to 720 and encodes 215 amino acids. The record is from RefSeq and is a predicted model, not a curated record.